Messenger RNA from Striga hermonthica, 837 nucleotides. Lineage: Eukaryota; Viridiplantae; Streptophyta; Magnoliopsida; Lamiales; Orobanchaceae. The record is from the annotation of a GenBank genome assembly.
AUGUGCUGCAGGAAUAAGGGAAUUCUGUUCGUACCUAUUGAUCAAAACAGACCCCUUUCAGAUCAAGGCCCUUUCGACAUUCUGCUCCACAAAUUAUCUGGAAAGGAAUGGCGGAGAGUACUUGAGGAUUACCGGAAAGCACAUCCAGAAGUAACAGUUCUUGAUCCUCCUGAUGCUAUACAGCAAGUGUACAAUCGUCAAUCUAUGCUCCAAGAUGUUGCUGACCUGAAUCUGUCAGAUAAUUAUGGAAAAGUCAGUGUCCCUAAACAGUUGGUCAUCAAGAAAGAUCCAUCAUCAAUUCCUGGGGCGGUUAACAAGGCUGGGCUGAGACUACCGAUUGUGGCAAAGCCUUUGGUCGCGAAGUCACAUGAGCUGUCUCUUGCCUAUGACGAAUUCUCCCUACAGAAGCUCGAACCCCCACUAGUUUUGCAAGAAUUCAUUAAUCACGGAGGCGUGCUGUUCAAGGUUUAUAUUGUAGGGGAGGCAAUAAAGGUUGUCCGCCGUUUUUCGUUGCCUGAUGUGAGCAAGCGUGAAUUGUCAAAGACUGCUGGUGUUUAUCGUUUUCCGAGAGUGUCUUGUUCUGCUGCAUCUGCUGAUGAGGCAGAUCUCGAUCCUUGCGUUGGUGAACUUCCUCCACGGCCAUUACUCGAGAGACUGGCCAAGGCACUGAGGAGGCGACUGGGUCUUCGGUUGUUCAACCUGGAUAUAAUCCGAGAGCAUGGCACACAGGACCAAUAUUAUGUGAUUGAUAUAAAUUAUUUUCCAGGAUAUGGAAAAAUGCCAGAAUAUGAGCACAUUUUUACUGAUUUCCUUCUGAGUCUGGCUAACAGCAAAUAG